Strongylocentrotus purpuratus (purple sea urchin) is the source of this 3736-nucleotide messenger RNA. RefSeq lists its product as uncharacterized. The record is from RefSeq and is a predicted model, not a curated record. The coding region runs from base 290 to 2602 and encodes 770 amino acids. The transcript is spliced from 19 exons. NCBI's taxonomy places the organism in Eukaryota, Metazoa, Echinodermata, Echinoidea, Camarodonta, Strongylocentrotidae.
GUGCGCUUUCAGAGAAAUCUAUGCACGCUGCACACCAAAAGAGAUACUAACAAUAACAUCAUGAAAAGGGUAUUCAAGGCACAGUAGCUUCAAUUGUGGAUUAGUAGGCUUCGAUGUGUUGUAAAAGAUAUAUACCACUAGCCACUCACUGAACGUUUGAGAGCGGUUUGGUUAAAUUACAGACUACAUGCACGUUCGAUCGGUACGGUUUCUUUAAGGUCGUCUGUUCCCGCGUCUAUUCUUCUAAGGUUUCAUGUAAGGAGGAUAAAAUAUUGUUUGCAGCGAGCCUAUGCCACCGAUCCUCCCCUCGAUGGAAGGCGAGAUCGAGAACAAGGUCUCGUUCGCUAACACGGAUGAUGUGAUCCCGCCAGCAGAGAACUACGAUGCCGUCGACCGAUACGUCUUCGGCAGUCUUCGUCGCUCGGUCCGUCUGACCUCGUCGUCGCGCAUCCGAAAGCCUUCGUCGGUGGCCAACUCAAGCCAAGGAGCAGCGAGUGAUAUCGAGGAGGAAGACGAAGACGAACUGACUGAGGAUGAUGAAACUUUCAACGAGAGUGCCGCCAUCGCAAAGCACAUCGAAGAGAAUGUAGUAGGCAAUGAAACGAUAUUCGAAGGACCAUAUGGAGGAAGAGAGAUUGUCUACUGUGACUAUACAGCUUCGGGAAGAGCGGUAAAAUUCAUCGAAGACUACAUCACAGAACACGUUCAACCUCUGUACGCCAACACUCACACAACCACUGGUCUGAUGGCAAGACAAACAACCAAAUUUAGGAAAGAAGCAAGGGACAUCAUCAAGAAGUGUGUGAAUGCGACAGAUGAUGAUGCUCUCAUCUUCACUGGUAGCGGGACCACUGGGGCAGUCAACAAACUGGUAUCAGCCCUCCUGCUCAAAGGAGAACGAGCCAAGAAAACAGUUGUUUUCGUCGGACCUUAUGAACAUCAUUCAAACCUACUGCCAUGGAAAGAAACAGGAGCUAAGGUGAUCAGAAUACGUGACAACAGUCGAGGUCUGAUUGAUAUGGUGGCACUGGAGGAGAGUUUAGAGAAACACCAGAAGAAAGAUCGCUUUCUAAUCGGCUGUUUUUCCGCCGCGUCCAACGUCACGGGUAUCAUCUCGGAUACUCACCAAGUGGCGGCGCUCUUGCACAAAUAUGGUGCCCUGUCUUUCUGGGACUAUGCCACGGCAGGUCCCUAUCUUGCCAUUGACAUGAAUCCAGAUUCCCAUGGAACUGAUGACGAUUUCAGCAAAGAUGCCGUAUAUCUGUCACCUCACAAGUUUGUCGGUGGCGUCGGUACACCAGGAAUCCUGAUAGCCAAGAAGAAACACUUUCUGAACAAAGUACCUCACUCUGUAGGCGGUGGAACAGUCCUUUACGUUACCAAUGAAACUCACCACUACAUUCAUAAUAUAGAAGAGAGAGAGGAAGGAGGGACGCCCGCCAUUGUCGAAUCUAUCAGAGCAGGACUUACUUUCAGACUCAAAGAGUCAGUCGGAAUAGAUUACAUUGAAAGAAGAGAAGAAGAGCUUACCAAGCUUGCCUUUGCCAAAUGGAAGAAGAAUCCCAACAUAUUGAUUCUAGGGAGCAGCCGAGCCAACCGUCUUUCAAUCUUCUCCUUCAUGAUUGUCCAUCCGAAGACAGGCAAGAUGCUUCAUCAUAACUUCGUGGCAGUCCUCCUUAAUGAUCUCUACGGUAUCCAGGCCAGGGGUGGCUGUGCAUGCGCUGGACCCUAUGCUCAGGACUUACUUGGAAUAAAUGAAGAGCUCGCUGAGAGAUUCGUCUACUUCUUGACAGAUGAGAGUAAAGAAAAGAAAGAAAAGACGAGACGGAGAAGAAAUGGAAAGAGAACUGAUAGUACAGCGUCUGAAUUCAAGAAGGUGAAGAAGACUAAAACGCCGAUGGAAAUUAUGAAACCUGGGUUUGUGAGGCUGAAUCUGCCAUUUUUCUUCUCUGAUGACGUCAUCAAUUACGUACUUGAAGCGGUAGAUGAUAUCGGAACGAACGGUUGGAAAAUGCUAUCACAGUACACAAUUGACCCCAUCACAUCGGAGUGGCAAUACGUCGGCACCCUACAGGAAGAGGCAAGGCCCUCUAUAUCACCUGCAGGGGAUAGCUUGCUAACAACUACCUUCAAAGAGGGCAGGUUCAUCGCCCCUCCCAGUCCUUACGUCGGCCCCAAAACGAAGGAUAGGGAUGCAUCAGGGACCCACUAUAAGACGUUUCUUGAUCAAAGUACAAAGCUGAUGAAAGAGGCAGGCCAUCAAUGUCAGUUCCCUCCAGAAGUUAUGGUUGAUACCGUCGGACCUAGCAUAGGUGACCCGGAUUUGAUCUGGUUCAUGCGACCUUACGAAGCUGUCUAUCACAUCCGGUACCCCGAGGCUGAUCCCAUGGACGCAAUUCCAAGUUUGACUGAAGGAGACGGUCCGGCGGGAGCAGCGAACGGAACGAACCCUGCUGAUGCUCGUUCCAAGCUGACGCACGCCCCCUUCAGACCCAAGCGUUAUACCAAGAGGAGUCUGUCACGUCGGUUCUCUUUUAAGAAACAACCUCGACACCGGAAGAAGGAGAAAAAAGAAUCCACAGGCAUCUGUUCGAUUAUGUGAAGUCCUUACAGCUCUCCUUCCAAUGACUAAUGGAGUAUAAAGCCACUUGCUUCAAAAUUGUGAUGCCAACAUAUUAAAUCAAAGCAAAAAAUGCGCUAAAGCGGCCACAACAAAUCACGUAAUACUAUGUUGAUGAUGCGUUUCAUCCUUUCUUUUUUUGUAAUCGCUAUAUACUCUAUAAAAACAAAAGAUGUUAAAUAUGAUUAUCAAACAAGAAAUCACUUCACUGGAAAUUAUUUAUUGUAAAGCCUCAUAUGAGUUAAGCCAGUUUAUCUGGACAAAUUUGUAGUGGGAUGCUUUCAAAAGGAAAACAAGAAAUAUGCUUUUGCACACAUUGUGCCGUCAAAUAUUUUCAUAUGACUAUAAUUAUGUUUAACUGAUUAACUGUUGUAAUGGAGUGAUACAUGACAGGCGUGUACAUUGGAUUAUAGUCGUUUCAGCACAGAAUAUAUUCAUAUUGAAAGAAAAUGUCACUUUAUGAUACAUAAACUCGGGACAGUCGGAAGUCAUUGAAAAUUCGGAUUUAUUGUACGAAAGAGUGUUAAAUAAUCGACAUAUUAUACGUCUAAAGACAUCCCAUGUAUUUUCUUACUUUACAUCAAAUUUAUGUCUAUUCUUAUUAGCGAAUAGUUUGAUUUCAUUAAUAGGAAAAUGUAUCCUUGCCGGACGAGAAUAUACGAGACCAUAAUUCCUCCUGUAGAUAUAAUAAAAAGUACUAUCGACUACAUCAGGCACCAUAUACACGUCUUGCCUUUGCAAGUACUCAUCUGAAGAAUGUACUGUUUUUAUAUAUUUAUCGCUGAAUUUUUUUUUGGGUUGUACAUUCGGGAUUAUAUGAGAAAGUGCAUUAUUUGAUUUGACGUAGCAUACUGCCAGUCUGAAUAAAGAAUGAAUGUGGUUGUUGUUGUUGUUGUUUUAAUAUUCGGUAUGAUUUCUCUCCAUUAGUUUCAUGCUUCCAUGAUUGUUUCCGUGUUAAACACGCGAUUGCUCAGUGGUAGAGUCAGUGGUCUUGUAACCGUGAGGUCCCGGGUUCGAAACCAAGUCGAACCGCUAGUGCCCUUUGGUAAGGCAUUUAUCCUCAUUACUUAGUCCCUCGGAGAAGACAUAAAGCCGUCGGUUACCUGGCUGCUUACU